UACUUUUCACUUCACUAGAUGCUUCUUCAAUCUAAUUUUUAAGUUACGAUAUAUCAUAAUAUAAAAUAUCAUGUUCAAGAAAACUUCCAAAAGAAAUUUACGGCAACGAAAAGACUCUGAUGGUGAUGGUAUAGAUGGCAUUGCAUCAGAAGAAGGAAAUAAUGGCGUUAAUAUCGCUGCUUUGAAAGCAAAACAAAAGAAAAAAAGCAAGGCUAAAAGAGCAGAAACCACAAAGCCAGAGCAAAAAGCAAUCCUAAGUUUUGGAGGUGAUGAAGAAGAAGAAACUGAAACUUUUCAAUUGAAAAAGUCUUCUAGAAGUCGCAGAAUUGCCAAACAAAUUAAAAAACUUGCACAAGAAGAACGAGAUCAACCCGAUUCGCCUGGAAGUGGUGAAUAUACGAAAGAGCAUCUAGCUGAAUUAAAGAAAUCUUCUAUGGCACCCCAGUCUCUGCAGUCUACGAAUUCACCAUCUCAUCCUUUUGGGAGCAUUUCUGAAAAUAAUACUCAAGAUUCAAAUACAUUUGGACAACCUACCAAUGGUGGGCUUAAAGAAUUACGACCAGGUGAAAUUCCAGAUGCUAAUCGAAUUCAUGCUGCUAGAAAACAGAGAGAGAUGAUGAGGAAAUAUGGCUCUGAUUAUAUAGCAAUUGAAAAUACAGACUCGUACAAAACGAACCCCAAUUCUCGACUUGUACGCGAAGAUGAUUUGGAAAGCAGUAGUGGGGAUGAAGAUGGUCCAUCGGUUGCAAUGAAAGGAGUUAUUGAUGAUGGAGCAAGAGUAGUACAAGAAAUCGGGAACGAAGGAGAAGAAUCAUUUAAAAGAGAUGAAGAAUUUGAUCUGUGGGAGGCGCAAAUGAUCAAAAAGGGCAUUAGCACUCAGCAAGUAGGAAAGUGGGUUGGGGAAGAUGAUUCACAACCCAGACCUGAUAAUAAUAUACCAUACAAUACUUAUGUAACCAAUGGGACUUAUAAUUCCUCUGAUAUUACAAUGAACUACAAACCUACUAUAAAUGCUACACCUAAAAUUGCCAUGACUCCUGGUGAAACUGUGACAGCAAUAAAGAAACGAAUUUCUGAGAGAUUGGAAUCUGUGAAAGAGGUUCAUCGUACUCAUAAACAAGAUGAAGAACGAGCUAUCUUAGAUGUGAAAGAGAGUGAAGAUUCUGCUGUACAACUCGCUGAUGUAACAACACUAUCUAAGCAGUAUACGUAUUUCCAAGACAUGAAAGCAUAUUUGACUGACCUAAUUGAUUGCCUCAGUGAGAAAAAUGUGGAAAUAGAGGCCCUAGAGAAAAGAAGGCAUAAAAUAUGGAAGGAAAAAGCUGAUGUGUUUCUUUCAAGAAGACAACAAGAUGUUGCAGAUGAGUCGUCUGAAAUUACUUGUGCACUUUCUAAUGUUAAAAUUGCUCCUUCUGCUGUCGAUAAAAGCAAACAACUCAGAAUAAGGGAACGGGAAGCAAGAAAGUCUAGAAGAAGAGCAGUGAGAGAACGCCUGGGAACUCAGAAAGUUCAUAUUGAUGGCACGUCUACUGAUGAAGAAGAAAACUCAAUGGACAAGGCUAGACAUGCAACAGAAUUGGACAGAAUAGAAAAGUUCAAGAAAGAAUUGUUUGAAGACGUUGUUGAGGAUUUUUACGAUGUUCAAAUUAUCCUAGGAAAAUUCACCGAUUGGCGUGAGAAACAUCCAGAUUCAUACAAUGAUGCAUUUAUUGGACUUUGUCUACCAAAGCUUUUGUCACCUUUUGUUCGGCUAGCAAUGUUGCAUUGGAAUCCGAUAGAUGCUGAUUGUAUACAUUUUGAAGAAAUGCAAUGGUAUAAAGACUUGCUGUUUUAUGGUGUCAAAGAUCAAGAAAAUUUUGAAGCAACAAAAAAUGAACCUGAUACAAAAGUUCUUUCAAGUCUUUAUGAUAAAGUCGUUUUGCCAAAGCUAACUUUUCUAGUACAAGAAAUAUGGGACCCUUUAUCGAGUAAGCAGUCACAAAGACUCUCGCUUUUGCUUUGUAGAUUAGUGAGGACAUAUCCUUGCAUGCGACCUGAACAUCGAAGAUGUAAUGACUUAAUAUUAGCACUAUGCACUCGUAUGCAAAAAACUAUUGAUAAUGAUGUAUUUGUUCCUCUCUUUCCUACAUCAGCUCUCACAAAUUUAGUAUCUGGCCCAGGUGCAUUUUUUGAAAAACAAACAUGGUCUUGUAUCAAGCUCUUCGAAAAUAUUUUAUUUUUUAAUGGCAUACUAUCACCUAAAGUACUACAAGAACUCGCGUUUACAUCACUGCUAAAUAGAUACAUCAUGCUCUCACUGCAAACUUCUCCUAUCACAACAGCAUCAGUUUUGAAAUGUCAGCGGAUUGCAGAGGCGAUUCCCACCGAUUGGUUGAAGAAUCCUGAUGAUAUAGCAACUGAUCUUAGCUCCUUUUCUCGUUAUUUAUUGCAUAGUGCAAAACAUAUACAUGGCCAACUAUCUGUAUGUAAUGACCAAGAUAAACGUAAAGCUCGUAGCUGCAUCAAUCAACUGGGAAAAAUUUUGUCACAUAUAGGCUCUGAUGAAAACUCGCAAGAAGUCUUAACCCUUUUGGGGAUCAAAACACUUUUCUGAAAUAACAUUAUGGUUGAUAUAUAAUGGUUUCUGAUAGAUUACUAAAAGUGCUGUUGUGUUUUGGUGAAUAACAUUGCCAUAUUUUAAUAAAUUUUCUUCAGUUUCUUGUU
Messenger RNA from Styela clava, 2703 nucleotides. RefSeq names its product PAX3- and PAX7-binding protein 1-like. Gene Ontology annotation, molecular function: DNA binding. Gene Ontology annotation, cellular component: nucleus. The record is from RefSeq and is a predicted model, not a curated record. Gene Ontology annotation, biological process: mRNA splicing, via spliceosome. Lineage: Eukaryota; Metazoa; Chordata; Ascidiacea; Stolidobranchia; Styelidae.